GAGUUGUCAAAUGUCAAUCCUAUCCCUUUUUAUUAAAAUCUAAAUUCUAAUCAGUUUUUGCAGAAUUCCGAGCCGUGUAGGUUGUAGAUUUUUGAACUUUGUUAUUUAUUUAUAUUAUGAAGAUUGGAUAAAAAAUUGUUCACAUAACUUCACUCUUUCUCCUCUCAAAGUAUAAGGUCUACUAACAUAAUGGAGGACGGUAUAAACAAACCAUACAAAAUAUGUGAUGUGAAUCGCGAAAAGAAGAAAGGAAUUGUGGCUUCUACAUUAGAAGACUUAUUGACUAAAGUUCCAGAGAAGCUUGGUUUGCCCACUGAAAAUUUAACUGUAGUGUUGGAAUGCGAUGGUACUGAGGUUGAUGAUGAGGAUUACUUCUCCACUUUAGAUCCCGAUACUUCUCUCAUGAUUUUACAUGGAACUGAAAAGUGGGCACCUAAUAUGCCAAAAUGUCAAGUAUCAUUAGAUCAAACUGAUGAAGUUACUCUUGGAGAUAAAUCGCAGGUGGCAAAUCUGGUGGGACGACUUCAGCACAAUUUGUGUCACAUUUCUUUGUUAGGUGGUCAGGAUUUAGAAUUAUUGUCAGAUAUGGAUCCAGAUAGUCUAUCUGAUAUUGUGACAGACAGGGACAACAGAAUAAUUUUAGAACACAUCAAGGAAGCCUCUGGAAGAAUAUUGCUUGAGAAAAGACAAGCUCAAGAUGCAAUGGAGUUACUGAAGUUAUACCAUCAGAGUGUAUCAAAUGGUACUGAGGAUGUGUCACCACCAAGCCAAGAGCGUGUGUAACUGAAUAUCUACUGGAUAACCCUAGUAUAACCCUUACUAAUUUCUUUAAUGGGAUGGUGUAUCUCAAAAGUUUACAAAGACUUAUACAUUAAAUCUCUAUACCUAUAAAACACCAAAAUUAAAGAGGCCUUGUUUAAAUGCUAAUAGUUAUAUAGAAUGUAUUAAAAUCCUUAGUUAGAUACAUUAUACAAUUUAUUUAAAUGACAGGAUUUGCAUUAUUUAGGAUAGCUGUAAGUGCAGUAGUAAAUAAUAUAAGAAGCUAAUCUUAUGAAACUGAGCUGUAAUUGAAUGUGUAUGGUCAUUCUAAAUGUAAAUGAUAGGUAGGUAUAUAAUUCCAUUUUACACCUUUGUAUUGUAGUUUGGUGUCCCCAUAAUAUAAUCAGUGUAACACAUAAUUCUUUAUGUUAUUUUAAAAGCAGUUUGUAACAUGAACACUGUUUUUAAAUUGUAUUAUUAGUAUAUAUAUAUAUAUCCCGUUUCAAAUUUAUUUGUCUGCUAUAUUUUAACUUAAAUAUCAUUACAUAUGUUAUGUAUUAGUAAUUUUAUUUUUGUUUUAGUGUUACCACUGCUUAUAUUGAAAUUAUUUUUAAUGCUAGAUGGUAAAGUCAAUAUCUCAUACCUAACAAUAAAUGUGCUAGGCAGUAGUAUGUUUCUUUCAGUAAGGUAAGGCUUUUGUUUCUUUUUUUUGUAAACUUUUGAGAAAAAAAUGGGAUAAGGUUGAUAAUCAACAUCAAUUUAAAAGACUGAUAGUUGAUAAAUUUCAUUUUUUAUAUCGUUUUACCCCUAGAUUUAAGAUUUAUUCAUUUAAUUCCAAAUUUGCUCAACAAUUUACAAGUUUAACAUAAGUUUCACCCAUACUUGAUUCCACUGCCGUAAAAAUGUACUUUUGCUUAGAUCUUAAGAAUUCAUUGAUCAAGGAAUUGUAACUUGGUAUUGUUAGAAUUUAAAGAAUUAGAUGUCUUUAUUGUUGCUUGCAACUUGAAAAAAUUUAGUCCCUUUUUUAUUACCUUAGGUGUUAACUCUCCCAAUAUACUGUUUAAUUCUGUAUGUCAAUUUAUUGAUUUAAAUUAUAUGGUAUUGUUUUUAAAUAAAAUAGAUUAACAGCCAAGUAGACACAACAUAUAGUUAUCACUCAAAAUUAUAUAAAACCAUUGGAAAACACUAUAACAUUGCUUCUAAGACAACAAAAUCUAGAUAAUCUUUAAGAAAAAUCUAUACAUUGUAUUUAUAUAAAAAGUCCAUUUCAAUUAAUAUAUCACUCCCUGUAGUUAAAAUUAUUACUUAUUUCAUAAACAAAUUAUACUAUUCCUUCAUACAAUACCAAUAAUAAGUAAUAAUAGUGACUACUAUUUUUUAAAUUAGUUGUCAAUAAAUUUGCAAUAAAAAUGUAACCAAUAUAUAUGGAUCCCCAUGUAAAGCAGUUAUUUUAAAUAUUAGUAUUAUCAACAUAGAUUAGUAUGCAAACUGCUCAAUCUUCUUCAAUGUUUGUGUAUAAGUCUGUAAAAUUGUAGGAUGUAUAAUUAUGUAGAUCACAAAAAUAAAGAACUUAAAGUCUA
This is a messenger RNA of Pieris rapae (cabbage white), 2339 nucleotides long. RefSeq names its product DNA fragmentation factor subunit alpha (gene Drep1). Bases 190 to 783 code for a protein of 197 amino acids. The record is from RefSeq and is a predicted model, not a curated record. Lineage: Eukaryota; Metazoa; Arthropoda; Insecta; Lepidoptera; Pieridae. Gene Ontology annotation, biological process: apoptotic process; regulation of apoptotic process. The transcript has 2 exons.